AUGGCCUCAAAAUUGUGGGCAUCAAGGGCUGCUUCAUACUUCAGGAUCUCUAUUUUUCAUAGAGGUUUUGCCACUGUUAUCAAGGAUUUCAAGUAUGCAGACACUCACGAAUGGGUAAAAGUUGAUGGUAGUUCUGCUACGGUGGGAAUAACCGAUCAUGCUCAAGAUCACUUGGGUGAUGUUGUGUACGUUGAACUGCCUGAAGUGGGAACUGCAGUAACACAAGGUGGAAGUUUUGGUGCUGUCGAAAGUGUCAAAGCAACUAGUGACAUCAACUCUCCAAUUUCAGGGAAAGUGGUUGAAGUUAAUAAAGAGCUUAAUAAUUCUCCUGGUUUGGUUAACGCUAGCCCAUAUGAAAAUGGAUGGAUCAUAAAGGUCGAGAUUGGCAAUUCUGAAGAAGUGAAAUCCUUAAUGGACUCUGACCAGUACUCAAAGUUCUGUGAAGAAGAAGAUGCUAAGCACUGA
Fraxinus pennsylvanica is the source of this 465-nucleotide messenger RNA. The record is from the annotation of a GenBank genome assembly. NCBI's taxonomy places the organism in Eukaryota, Viridiplantae, Streptophyta, Magnoliopsida, Lamiales, Oleaceae.